This is a messenger RNA of Echinops telfairi (small Madagascar hedgehog), 1433 nucleotides long. It is a transcript of the gene MPPE1, whose product is annotated as metallophosphoesterase 1. The record is from RefSeq and is a predicted model, not a curated record. Bases 195 to 1157 code for a protein of 320 amino acids. Gene Ontology annotation, biological process: GPI anchor biosynthetic process; endoplasmic reticulum to Golgi vesicle-mediated transport. Gene Ontology annotation, cellular component: endoplasmic reticulum-Golgi intermediate compartment. Lineage: Eukaryota; Metazoa; Chordata; Mammalia; Afrosoricida; Tenrecidae. Gene Ontology annotation, molecular function: phosphoric diester hydrolase activity. The transcript is spliced from 9 exons.
AGGCGCAGAUCUCCGCGUCUUUCACGUUGAAGAGCUGCUGGGUGGGCUUGAACCUCUGAUCUGUGGUUAACAGAUUUAUAUGCCUCAGGAUCUAACAUUCCCCUUUGCAGGGGAUAAGCAGCCAGGAAUGUGCCUUGAAAGGAGGACAACCAGGACCUUGAAAAGGACCUGGGCCUGGAUCAGGCUGGCAUGGGAUGGGGCCAGUGGCAUCUUGCACACCUUCUGUUCAUGGGCGCUAUGCCAGGGAAUGGCAAAUGGAGAGGGCCUUCCAGACAGCUCUGUGGUUGUUGCAGCCUGAAGUGGUCUUUAUUCUGGGGGAUAUCUUCGAUGAAGGAAAGUGGAGCUCCUCCCAGGCCUGGGCCAAUGACGUCAAGCGGUUUCAGAGAAUGUUCAGACACCCCCAGGAUGUGCAGCUGAAGGUGGUCGCUGGAAACCAUGAUAUUGGCUUCCACUAUCAGAUGGACAGAUACAAAAUACAGCGCUUUGAGGAUGUUUUCGCCCCUGAAAGGCUGUUUUCUUGGAAAGGAAUUAAUUUCGUGAUGGUGAACAGCGUCGCUCUGGAGGGGGAUGGCUGCAGUAUUUGCUCCGAAGCAGAAGCUGAACUCAUUGAAAUUUCCAACACACUGAAUUGCUCCCGAGAGCUGGUGCCCCCAUCCAGCCAGUGUGCAGCCAGGCAGCCACUCCCAGCCUCUGCCCCAGUGCUUCUGCAGCAUUACCCACUUUACCGCAGAAGUGAUGCGAACUGUGUCGGGGAAGAUGCUGCUUCUCCAAAGGACAAGAACAUCCCAUUCAAAGAGAAGUACGAUGUACUCUCCCAGGAGGCUUCACGCAAGUUACUGUGGUGGCUGCAGCCCCGCCUGGUGCUGAGUGGCCACACGCACAGUGGCUGUGAAGUGACCCAUGCUGGGGGCGUGCUUGAGGUCAGCGUCCCCUCGCUCAGUUGGAGGAACAGAAACAAUCCCAGUUUCAUCAUGGGCAGCAUCUCGUCCUCAGAUUAUUCUCUCGCCAAGUGCUACCUGCCCCUGGAAGACACAGUCCUGCUCACCUACUGUGGAGCCUCGGCGCUCCUCCUGCUCCUCAUCCUGGCUCACUGCAAACUAAUAACCUUGCCUUGCCUUUCCGGCCGGAGCCUUCUGGGGAAGUACAAGGCAGUGUGAAAAGCAGGAGACUUCUGUUUUUCAUAAUAUCAAAGCCAAAGAAAGUGAACGUGGGGGCAGUUCUCCUGUUAGAAUCAAGUAGCGGUGCAUCCAAAUGUAGGCCAUCUGUGUGCACACCACAGGGAUUCUACACCACGGAUGUUCACCACUGUAGAAUAAAUAAAUUGAUUGAACUUUUCUCAUGCUAUAAAAAUGGAACACGUAAUCUACAACAAACCUGUUGUGGUGUUUUAUCAAAUAUAUGUAUAAUCAAAGACUAUUUGUAUAGUAUGUAAA